AUGAGGAACCGUAAAAUCUGUCACAGCCCUCAAGUAAGUGCUCUCUCAACCUUACUAGUCGGUGCUCAGCUGUAUCCAGCUUCAGGUUUGCCUCUUCUAACUCGGCUCGAAGACUUGUCUCAUGGUUCGUCCGAGGGAGAUGAAGUACACCCUCCACAUAUCGUUCCGCCAACAUUACCAAACCAUAAAGAUCCACACUUCAAUAUCGGAAAUAAUAGUUGCAAUAGUGCUGCAGGUACAGCAAAGCCUCGUGGUCGUCCUCGUGGGUCCAAAAAUAGACCCAAAGAAGACUCCAAAGGGGAAAAUAUGGGUAUGAGGCCAGUUACUCUCGAAGUGCCGUCUGGAGUUGAUAUAAUUAAUUGGGUGGCUAACUUUGCCAAAUCAAAUAAAGUAUGUAUUCCUGUUACUGCUGGAUUCGGCGAGGUUUUACUGGCAGUUCUUAGGAACGUAUUGUCUCAAGCUCCAGAUAGAGUAUAUAAAGAACAUCUUUCCGUGAUUAAUUUUUCAGGUACUUAUGUAUUCUCUCCUUUGGCACAAGCAACUCCAAGCUUUUUUACCCUUACAUUGGACAGGAUGAACGACGAAUUAUUUGGCGGGACAACAUUCAGGAUGAUCACCUUGGGCAAGGUUGUUUUGAGUGCAUAUGUUUUCCAAAAUCCUCACGUGUUUAUUGUUGAGGUGGCGGGGUUCCAUUGCAUCAUGUUAAGGUCAAACAAUUUACAGUAG
Daucus carota subsp. sativus is the source of this 726-nucleotide messenger RNA. RefSeq names its product AT-hook motif nuclear-localized protein 28-like. Lineage: Eukaryota; Viridiplantae; Streptophyta; Magnoliopsida; Apiales; Apiaceae. The record is from RefSeq and is a predicted model, not a curated record. Gene Ontology annotation, molecular function: DNA-binding transcription factor activity; minor groove of adenine-thymine-rich DNA binding. The transcript has a single exon. Gene Ontology annotation, cellular component: nucleus. Bases 1 to 726 code for a protein of 241 amino acids.